AUGGGAGAAGAGGAAAGGCCUUUCCAGUCGGGCGCCAGAGUGGCUCCUGGGCGAUCGCUGGUCGUUCGGCUGGGCUGGGGGGGUCCGGAGGGCGGAGUGUCGACGAAAGGAGAUUUACAGGCACGCCGCUCCACGAAGCCUGUUGCACCAAGUCCAGCAGCGGUUCCGUCAGUGUCUUCUCGUGGGGGCCGCCGUGUCGUUGAUGCUGGAUCUCUAGCAAGGGGAAGAAAAAACGAUAUGCGUCUCGUCAGUGAAGUUCGUUUUUCGCUGGGGAAGUUCGAACUUGCAUCUUCGCGGGCGGUGGCUGUUUAG
Molecule: messenger RNA, 312 nt
Organism: Nannizzia gypsea CBS 118893
Lineage: Eukaryota; Fungi; Ascomycota; Eurotiomycetes; Onygenales; Arthrodermataceae
Exons: 1
Coding region: 1-312 (103 amino acids)
Source: RefSeq, a predicted model, not a curated record